Paramecium tetraurelia is the source of this 1500-nucleotide messenger RNA. RefSeq lists its product as uncharacterized. The transcript has a single exon. NCBI's taxonomy places the organism in Eukaryota, Ciliophora, Oligohymenophorea, Peniculida, Parameciidae. The record is from RefSeq and is a predicted model, not a curated record.
AUGGGCGACUAAGACUCGAUCUAUGGAGAACUUUGCAUCUCCCUUGUCGAAUCCUAAUGGAUAACCAAAAGUAUCCUCAAAUUGAUAGUGCAACAAAGUUCUGCAAUAAUUGUCAACAAGCAUAUGAACUCCAUUCUGCCUCAAUUGGGAUACAAUUGGUUCAGAGAGUAGGUUAUUGUAUUGAUGGAGGAGUACAAUUUGAGAAGUGACAAUGUUGAAGAAAAUGUUAUUGAAGACCCUGAGCCAAUUGCUGUCAACAUAGAACAUUGGAGGAGGUGUCAAGGUCAAGUCACUUAGGGUGUGUCUAAAGAAAACUCCCACUCUCCUGUGAUUCAGAGAAAGGAUACUAAAAUAAUGUCCAAAUUGAUGACCAUUCGGACUUCCAGACCAAGCGAAUGCUUUGAUUCCUAGCUUAUCAAAAUGGGUGACUCUGAAGAUGAAUAAGAAUUCGACCCAAACAUUGAAAGUAUAAGGUAGGCUAAACUGAGAUAAAUUACAAUUCAAUAAUAAAAAGAAUAGAAUGACAAAAUUAAAGUACUCGAAGUCCAAGAACAAGUGAAGCAAUUGAAAAGAUUAAAUGUGGAUUCCAAAUCCAAAUACACUUUUGAUUAUGAGGGCAAGGUUGUUGUCUAGAAACCUCCAGAUUUUGAGAGAUAUCCAAAAUCAUUCUAAAAUAUCAGUGAAAAACGAAGUUUAGUGGAGGUGAGAGAUCUUAUCCCGAAUCACAAGGUGCAAUCAGAACUCAUACAAUUGACUAGUAAGAAUAGUCAAAAUAUUGGAUAAAACAAUUAAUUUGCCAUUAAAACCUCAGUCUCCUAAAUCGAAUUGAUGAUCAUGAAGGAAGGUGUUACAUUCUAUGAUGGUAAACAAGAGAAGAAGAAAAACAGAACCUUUCCCUUGAUGGAUAUCAAAGACCCCCUCUAACUCCAGUAAACAUUGCAAAGACAAAAUGUACAAAUGUCUAAAAUAGAAUAUGAAUAAAUUACCAGCACUUCUUAAAAUAAUAAUAACUAUCACAAUAAAAAAAUGAGUCUUUCAAAUUCUUAAUAAUAAUAAUCACACUAAUUUACAACUAGAUUUUAGUAGCAAAAUGAUGAUCUAUAAAAUAUAAAUGACAGUCUCGUAAGUUAGAGGGCACCUAAAAAUCUGACCACCAUGAAUCAUUCAAUCUCGUCCUCAAUUAUAUAAAAGUUGAAUGGUUCCAUCUCUAUAUUAAGUGAACAAUAAUUCGAGGAAUUGCUCAUUCCUUAAACUGAAGGUAAUAGGGAUCAAAGAGAUCACCCCUUAUUCCUCAAGAGAAAGAAGACUGAAGUGGAAGUGAAACCAGCAAAAACAAUCCCAACCUUUGAAUUGCCUCAGAUACCUCCAAAUAUCUUAUCGAAUACAUUGAGUAAAUUGCCUAGGUCAUUUCAGAGUCAAGGCACCUUUCCCAAAUUAAUUCCCAAGUUUCCCAGGCAGAGAAUUUCCAAAUAGGCUAUCCAAUUAAAAAUUGAAACUUGA